This is a messenger RNA of Rubroshorea leprosula, 1991 nucleotides long. The record is from the annotation of a GenBank genome assembly. Lineage: Eukaryota; Viridiplantae; Streptophyta; Magnoliopsida; Malvales; Dipterocarpaceae.
GUUUGGAUUAUUUUAUGCAAGUGAAUUUCCAUUUCUAGGUUGAUUCUGUAAUUGCAUGAUUCAGAGAACAUACUUACCUGUUCCCCUGAUUCCAGAACUGAAGGAUAGUACCAUCCUCGGUUAUGAUCAACCCCGGUUAAAAUCAGCAAACUUUAGCAAAGAGUCAAAGACCCAUGUUGUUUGGAAUUGCAGAUUUCACCCAGAUGCCAACUGCCUAGGUUCAAAUGUAUGCAAGGGUUUUUCUUCAAGGAAAGAAUUGAGAAAGGAAAAGACCUUUGUUUCGCUGUGUGAUUACAUUGGCCAUCCACAGAACAUCGUCUCUGAUAAUGAAACGCCCAGCUUUGCCAUCUCAAAGCUUCUCUCUAGAUCACAUUGCUCUCUUGUUGCAGAAAUGCCUAAAAGCAAAAGCCUUGAAACCUGGCAAGCAAGUCCAUGCUUGGUUACGACCGGAACUGAUAUGAAAAUAUUAUCGUUGAACGCAAAGCUCGUUGGCAUGUAUGCGAGUUGUGGGGAUUUGGGUUCUGCUCGUUUCAUCUUCGAAAGGAUUCAAAAGCCGAAUGGUUUAGCUGUGAAUUGGAUGGUUUUGGCCUCUGCAUUUAAUGGGUACUUUGAAGAAGCAAUAGGGUACUUCUCUGUAAUGCGGGGGUCGAUGAAUUUUUGCAAUAAAUUUACGUUUCCCGUUUUGUUGAAAGCUUGUGUUGGGUUGAUGGAUUUGAACAAGGGGAAGGAAGUCCAUGCCAUUGUUAAAAUGACGGGGCUUGAGAGUGAAGUAGGUAAUCCCCUGAUUGACAUGUAUGGUAAAUGCCGGCACUUAUGCUAUGCUCGUAAGGUGUUUGAUAGAAUGGUUGAGAGAGAUAUUGUUUCCUGGACAUCGAUGAUAUGUGGGUACUGCAACGUGGGAAAUAUGGAUAUAGCAUUUGAUCUGCUCCAGAGAAUGAAAUUGGAAGGAUUGAGCCCUAACGACUUCACAUGGAAUGCGUUGGUAUCAGGCUAUGCUCGGGUGGGAGAUAUCAGAGGUGCAGUUGCUCUUUUUGAUAGAAUGAUUGGAGAAGGUUUGGUUCCUGAUUUGAUUACAUGGAAUGCUAUUAUUUCAGGUUACCAUAACAGGAUUGCUCCCAGCUUGUGGAUUGACUGGAUCAAUUCAAAAAGUGUGAAAGAUGCUGAGAAUGUGCUUGAAAAGAUGCCCAUCAAGAAUUCUGCGUCAUGGAAUGCCUUGAUUGGAUGCUAUGGGAAACAUGGCAUGAUUGAUUCCGCAAUAAUGCUGUUUGAAAGGAUGCAGGAAGAAGGAAUACAGGCUAGUGGUUUGACCUUAACUUCUGUUCUGUCUGCAUGCAGCCACAGUGGUUCUGUUGAGAAAGGAAGGAUGGAAAAAGCUUAUGAAUUAAUAAAAGAGAUGCCAUUUGAAGUUACUGAGUCAAUUGCCUGUGCCUUCUUCCAUGGAUGUAAGAUCCAUGGUAGACAAGAUUUGGCUAAAUUGAUGGGUGAAAAAAUUCUGAAAAUGGAAUUAAGAAAACCAGGAGGUUUUGUUACCCUAUCAAAUAUUUUUGCUGCUGAUGGUGAAUGGGAAGAGGUUGAGAAUCUAAGGAAGAUAAUGAAGGAGAAGAGAAUCCAGAAAGUGCCAGGCUUUAGCUGGCUUGAGAAGAAAGAUGAUUUGGCUGGGCCAAAGGUAGAAGAGGAAAGCAACAGAAAGAGAGGUGACACAUACUAAUCAUUGCCAGUUAAUAUGGGGACGAGUUUCAAAAGACACUAUACCUAUCAUAAUCAUAUUAGUCAUCAUCGUGACACUUGUGCUUAAUUUGGGGAAAUGCUUAAUAUGCGGUACCACUGGAGAGCACCUGAAGCCAGGAAGGUAUGCAUUACAUGCUUAUACUAUUUUCUUGAUUAUGCAUGUGAAACCAUAUUUUCCCUUGAGACUUGUCUUUUCAUUACAUAUGUUAAGUUUUUGGAUGCUAUAUUCAGUCUUGUGUAUUCAAUACAAAACUAACAGCAUU